GAAGACAUAAACAUUGAGUUAACUUCUUUACAGAGCAGGCAGGAAAAGACACAGCCUAGAUUCUGAAGCCAGGCCAUUCUCUAGGAAAGGAUUAGCCAAUUAACAGGAUGCCCUUUGCCUCUCAGGACACAAUGAUCUGAAGAUGAGUCUGAUUGCAACAAGGUUGAGAACAAUCAUCAGACGCAACUAAUUGGACAGACCAUGGAUUCUUAUAAUGUACCAGAGUCAACUCCUAGUGCAUCCUCAAGACCUGAAGAUUACUUUGUAGGUGCCACUCCUCUGCAAAAACGAUUAGAAUCAAUCAGGAAACAGACUUCAUUUAUCCCGACUCCACCUCGGAGGAAAGUUCCCCAGUGUUCACAGUUGCAGGAAGAUGUUGACCCUCAAAAGGUUGCAUUCCUUCUGCAUAAACAGUGGACUUUAUAUAGUUUAACUCCCUUAUAUAAAUUCUCCUAUAGUAAUCUCAAAGAAUAUUCUAGACUUCUGAAUGCUUUUAUUGUUGCUGAAAAGCAAAAAGGACUUGCUGUGGAAGUGGGAGAAGACUUCAACAUCAAAGUGAUUUUUUCUACUCUCCUAGGAAUGAAAGGAACACAAAGGGAUCCAGAAGCAUUUCUUGUCCAGAUUCUGUCAAAAUCUCAAUUGCCAUCUGAGAAUAGAGAAGGUAAAGUGUUGUGGACUGGCUGGUUCUGCUGUGUUUUUGGAGACAGUCUUCUGGAGACUGUUUCAGAAGAUUUCACCUGUCUGCCCUUAUUCCUUGCAAAUGGAGCAGAGUCUAACACAGCCAUAAUUGGAACUUGGUUUCAGAAAACCUUUGACUGUUAUUUCAGUCCUUUAACAAUCAAUGCAUUUAAUCUUUCCUGGAUGGCUGCCAUGUGGACUGCAUGCAAAGUGGACCAUUAUGUGGCUACUACUGAAUUUCUUUGGUCUGUACCCUGUAGCCCUCAAAGUCUGGACAUCUCUUAUGCAAUACAUCCAGAGGAUGCAAAAGCUCUAUGGGACAGCAUCCACAAAACACCUGGGGAGGUUACCCAGGAAGAAGUUGACCUAUUCAUGGACUGCCUUUAUUCACAUUUCCAUAGACAUUUCAAGAUUCAUUUAUCAGCCACAAGAUUGGUUCGUGUUUCAACAUCUGUAGCUUCAGCACAUACUGAUGGAAAAAUAAAGAUUCUGUGUCAUAAAUAUCUUAUCGGAGUGUUAGCAUACUUGACAGAACUGGCAGUUUUUCAAAUUGAGUGAAGCCUUAUGUGGACUAUAAGUUAUAGAUUAUAUACUCUUUUUCUUAUUGAUGACUUGCCUAAUUGCUAUGCUGAAAGAGACUGCAGGAGAAAUAGGCAUCUAUCUCUGCAUCUGUUUUCCCCACCAUGCCUUUGGAGUUGCCAAGAUGGAAGCCAAGAAGGAUCUAGAAGUACAAAGAAUAUGGUAGUAGAUGAGCCACAGCCAGGUGCCCAUGUACUAAUCAUGAUAACCUGGCAUGCCAAUCUCAAAAUGCUGAGUUGUUAAUUUCUUGUCAUCUUUAAAAAAAUAUAUAUAUAUAUAGGCUGGGCUUGGUGACUCACACCUGUAAUUCUAGCACUUUUGGAGGCUGAGGUGGGUGGCUCAUUUGAGGCCAGGAAUUCUAGACCAGCCUGGCCAACAUGGUGAAACCGCUGCUCUACUGAAAAUACAAAAAUUAGCUGGGUGUGGUGGCGCAUGCCUAUAAUCCCAGCUACUGGGGAGGCUGAGGCAGGAGAAUCGUUUGAACCCAGAAGACAGGCUGCAGUGAGCCAAGAUUGCACCACUGCACUCCAGUCUGGGCAACAAAGUGAGACUCUGCCUCAAAAAAUAAAAAAAAUAAAGUAAAUAAAUAUAGUGUUUAUUGUGUUUAAACUCUUAGGAUUCAAAUGAGAUAUAUCUAAUGGAUAUUUCUGAUUUGAGUCUUUAAAACCUUUAAUCUCUUUUAAGCAUUUUAGACUUGCAUUCAGAAAGAAUUCUGUCUUCUAAAGACAUUUUCCUAGCAUUUCACUGCAGAGAACUGGCAAUCAAAAUCCCCUCAAAAGGGAACUAAGGAUUAAUGUACACAUUUUUUUUAGUCACUAAUAUGCUUCUGUUUUAAAUACAGUUCAACUCCUGUUGCAAUGUUGAAUUAAAUGUUCGUUUUAAAGUGAA
Cercocebus atys (sooty mangabey) is the source of this 2145-nucleotide messenger RNA. It is a transcript of the gene CENPL, whose product is annotated as centromere protein L. The transcript is spliced from 5 exons. The record is from RefSeq and is a predicted model, not a curated record. The coding region runs from base 202 to 1236 and encodes 344 amino acids. NCBI's taxonomy places the organism in Eukaryota, Metazoa, Chordata, Mammalia, Primates, Cercopithecidae.